UCUUAUACAUAAAUAACAGUUUAGUUGGCAACACUGUUUUGAUAACCAUUUGAAAUUUUAGUAAAUAGCACUGAAAAGAAAAUAAAUGUUGUGAAGAUUUGUCAACAAAAUUUUGAAUUGUAACUAAACUUAAAAUAAGAUAUUGAAAAGAAUAUUCAGUAUGACAGCUGAUGUAGAAAUAACGGAGGCCGAUAAAUUGGACCAACCCAGAAUUGGCAGUUCAAUAAUUACGUUUCCUGCUGAAAUAGCAAAUAUAUUCGACUUUUUAAGCUUAAAUGACCAAAUUGUAUUUAAAUCUCAGCAAAUUGACGAUCCUGAAUUGCAACGGAACGAAAAGGUAGACAUUGCCAAAGAAAUCUAUAGCAAAAAUCGUCAGACAUUUCUCAUGCGUUUUGGUUGUUUCUUAAAUGCUGAACAAUUAACGAAUUUUGCAAAUAUUCUCAUGUUGGAGCACACAGACAAUGCACUCAAAAUGGAUGAAAACUACGAGGAGAUGCGGUUAUUAUUGACUGAUUUCCAACACAAACUGCACACGCGUGAAUUGGCCAUAAAAAACCGACGCUAUGUGGCAUUGCAAAAUCUCAUUGAAAAAGGUGAGUAUUUCAGUGAAUAUGAAAUGAUGAUUCGCGCACCAGAACUGUACCAGGAAUUAGUAGGGCAAUACCUGUCAAAAUCAGAGAAAGAUAUACGCGACAGUUAUGAUGUUAAGAAUACUUCAUUUUCCGGUAUUUUGUGGCAUACAGUGCAGCGAAAAGAAAUGCAGGAACUGUUAACUGCCGCAGAUGAAAGCAACAGGCGUGAGAAUGACUUCACAGCGCAGCAACGAGCAAUUAUACUGCCAAAUGCGGCGGAAGCACAAAUCAUCGAAACUGAUUCGAGUGAUGAGUGCACAAAUGAUGCAUACACUGAAGCGUCAGACAAUAGUGUUGAUGUGAAUGUACCACCCGCAUUUCGGCAACAGUGGGGCAACUUCGAUGAUGAGAAAGUGGCUUGUAGUGAAAGUCGUGAACGUAAAACUUUUGAACCGAAACAGUCGCCAAAAAAUAACAUAGACGCUAAUCGUUCAUUUAUCACCGCUGGUGAACGUAAUCUGUUGCGUCAAGAAUUUGUUGAUAUAAUGUAUGAACAAUUUUUGUCUGGUAAGGAUAAGGACUUCGAUUAUACGCAAGUGGAUGAUAAUUCAAAUUUAGAUGAUUUAAAGCAGUUAGAACAAGACAAAGAAGAUGCAUACUUUGAAAGUAGCGAUAACGAUGAAUUUGAAGAAAGGAGCGCAAAUGCUAUAGAGCUUGCGGACGAAUCUGAAGAUGAAUUGGAUGUUUAUAUGAGCCACCUAAACAAGCAUCACAGCUUGAACAAGAAAAAGUGAAACACUCGGCAUUUUGCGGAGCACUGCAACAUAAACUAAUAUAACAAAAACAUUAAAUAGCGCGAUUAUUUAUAAUGAAUGUAAC
Messenger RNA from Teleopsis dalmanni, 1451 nucleotides. Its product is annotated as coiled-coil domain-containing protein 97. Lineage: Eukaryota; Metazoa; Arthropoda; Insecta; Diptera; Diopsidae. The record is from RefSeq and is a predicted model, not a curated record. The transcript has a single exon. Bases 161 to 1366 code for a protein of 401 amino acids.